GCGGUUCUCAUGUAGAACAGAACCCGUGCUUUACAUGGAGGAAGACAGUCCGGACCCCAGCCUGGAAAAUCCGAGCUCAUUAGGACCACCGAGCACCGGAUGACCAUGCUGAUCAUCGAGAGGACUGCUGACCACACGUCGGGUGAGUACACCAUGGUGGAGGAUGUGGCACUGCACUGCACCUUCCUCAUGGAGCGCCUAAAUGAGCAGCGCCUCUUGCAUCCGGAUCUGUGCGAUGUGGAUAUUGUGUUGCUGCGCCACAAGGCCACGUUCCAGGCACACAAAGGCGUUCUGGCCGCCUACAGCCCCUUCUUCCACUCACUGUUUGCCUCCAGCAAGGAACUACAACGUGUGGAGCUGUCCCUGGAUGCUCUGCGCCCACAGGGCUUCAUCCAGAUCCUGGAUUUUAUCUACACGUCCAGGCUGCUGGUGAACAGCAGCAAUGCUCGAGACGUGCUGCGAACCGCAACGGUGCUGCAGAUGGCCGACGUGGCCUCGUCAUGCCACGAGUUGCUCGCACGUGGCUCAUUGCAGGACGAAAAGCCAACAGCGACCCAGACCGGCUGCAACAUCAAUAGAGGAAGCGAUACUUCACCUUCCAUCCUCUGCAUGGAGAUCAAGCAGGAGGAGGAAGCGUCCAGAGCUACGAUCUUUGGUGGGAAAAGUGAGAAGAACCCGUACGCUGUUCAUGUUGCAGAAAGACAGGCGAUGAAUGCACAUUUGGGACCAGUCAAGGUGGACACUGAAGAUUCCUUCAACAGGAAGCAGAUCAUUGUAGAGCUGAAUCUUAACAACCAGACCUUAAAUGUGUCUAAAAGGAUGGAGAACAGCUUCAAUACUGCAAACUCAGACACAGAACAGGACAAUCCUGACUCGAAGGAGAAUGCAGAGCAAAGCGAGAGUGAGGACGAGGCGCCCGGAGCCACCACUGAUGACGAGGUGGGACAUGCAGCUCCUCAGGACUUUCCAAAAUUUCACCCUCAACAGUCUCGUAGACAGACCAGAGCCUCACUGGAUGCCAUGGCUACUGUUACGAUGAGGAUCAGACGGAGUGGGGUCAGGAGUGGGCAGGUAGAGGAGGAUCUUGAAGGGAAUGCAAGACUGGAGGAGAGGAGAAGCUUUCCAUGUGGACGAUGCCCUCGGGUUUUUACCAACAGCUGGGACACUGAAUUGCACGCUAAUGUUGAUCACAACUGCAUGCUGGGAUGUGAUAAGUGUGGCACACGCUUUCUUCUCGAUAGCGAACUGCUGCUGCAUCAGCAAACCGACUGUGAGAAGAACAUACAGUGUCAAACUUGUGGCAAAGACUUCAAGAAGCUUUGGUCUCUGCACGAGCACAACAAAAUUGUCCACGGUUACGCUGAGAAGAAGUUCACCUGUGAGAUAUGUGGGAAGAAAUUCUUUACCAUGGCUCAUGUUCGCAAGCACAUGGUUGCUCAUACGAAAGAGAUGCCGUUCACCUGUGAGACGUGUGGAAAGUCUUUCAAAAGGAGCAUGUCUCUCAAAGUGCACUUUCUUCAGCAUUCAGGAGAGAGACCUUUUACAUGUGAGAAUUGUAAUGAACGUUUCCAGUAUAAGUACCAGCUGAGAUCUCAUAUGAGCAUCCACAUUGGCCACAAGCAGUUCAUGUGCCAGUGGUGUGGCAAGGACUUCAACAUGAAGCAGUACUUCGACGAACACAUGAAAACUCACACAGGUGAAAAGCCUUACAUAUGUGAGAUCUGCGGGAAGAGCUUCACCAGUCGCCCCAACAUGAAGCGGCACCGGCGCACUCACACGGGCGAGAAGCCGUACCCGUGUGAGACGUGCGGCCAGCGCUUCCGCUUCUCCAACAUGCUGAAAGCUCACAGAGAAAAAUGCUGUCAGGUCAGAAACGCUCCUGACAGUGACGCAAGACAGUUUGUGAGCAAUCAGAUCUCUUCAGAGCCGAAAGACUUUGGGCUGCCUUCUCUGUUCCAAACCAGACAGGUUGACUUGGGUAACGUAUAACCACUGAUGUGUGUUCCUGCCCAGCUAGAGGUAUUUACUGUGUAGCCUUUAUGACUUUAUAUAUAAGUCCUAUGUAAUAGUCAACUUGCGUAAUCUGAACAGCUAUCAGUGUUUUUAUUUCAUUUAUUGUAGCGAAACGUUGGUGCCAAAUUAGUAUUUAAGUAUAUUGCAUAUACAUGUAGCCACUGCUAUUAAAUCUAGCUAUGAUUAAUACUAUCCACUCACCAAGCACUUUAACUAUUUUAGCUACAUUAUAAAUAAACUUAAUGGCUAUACAUUUUAUCAAUUACAAGGAACUCCCAUAGGGCCCUUACUAAUCAGAUGAUGUUGGUGGGGAACCAUUCAUAACACUGCAAGGACACUCACAUGGCAAUUAGUGUGUGUGUUCUGGCAUCAGGUGCAGCAGUGUUGUUGGGACUUUUAAACAUCUUUAUGGUUCAUCUGCACAGUAGGUGCAAUAUCUAUUAAAUAUAAUACCCAGUAUACACAUAUGUGUGAUAGUGUUCUAAUGUGAAAUUCUUGCAAUGACAUUUUUAUGUUGGGGUAACCCGUGUACCCCAUGCCACCCCUUCUGGGAUGAAUUUGUCUGAUAGCAUUAAAGUCAUUUUAGCAUACCAGCAAUUCCAAAGAUUUCAGGUGCAGUCGGUAAGGUUAAAGCCUGAAUUGUGAUGUAUGUUUUUGAUGGUGUCAUACUGUGUUUAUUUCCUUUAUUUCCUGGGUGGGAUGUAGGGCUGUAGGACUCAUACAUACAUACAUACAUACAUACAGACAUGUAUAUAUAAGGUAAAUAAACAUAUAUAAAUAUAAAAUUGCACUUUGAGUUAACAUUUUAUACAGUGCUCCAAAGUAAGUGUUCCAUACUUACCUUUAUAUUAAUUAUAUUAUAAUCAAUAAAACAAUU
Molecule: messenger RNA, 2890 nt
Organism: Trichomycterus rosablanca
Lineage: Eukaryota; Metazoa; Chordata; Actinopteri; Siluriformes; Trichomycteridae
Gene: zbtb47a
Product: zinc finger and BTB domain containing 47a
Exons: 6
Coding region: 100-1989 (629 amino acids)
Biological process (GO): regulation of transcription by RNA polymerase II
Cellular component (GO): nucleus
Molecular function (GO): DNA-binding transcription factor activity, RNA polymerase II-specific; protein binding
Source: RefSeq, a predicted model, not a curated record